Molecule: messenger RNA, 732 nt
Organism: Procambarus clarkii (red swamp crayfish)
Lineage: Eukaryota; Metazoa; Arthropoda; Malacostraca; Decapoda; Cambaridae
Source: RefSeq, a predicted model, not a curated record
AUGAUGAUUUUAAUAUGUAAUGGUCUCUUUUAUAACUGCCUCUACUCCGACGGACAGUACCUACUGCCUCUACUCCGACGGACAGUACCUACUGCCUCUACUCCGACGGACAGUACCUACUGCCUCUACUCCGACGGACAGUACCUACUGCCUCUACUCCGACGGACAGUACCUACUGCCUCUACUCCGACGGACAGUACCUACUGCCUCUACUCCGACGGACAGUACCUACUGCCUCUACUCCGACGGACAGUACCUACUGCCUCUACUCCGACGGACAGUACCUACUGCCUCUACUCCGACGGACAGUACCUACUGCCUCUACUCCGACGGACAGUACCUACUGCCUCUACUCCGACGGACAGUACCUACUGCCUCUACUCCGACGGACAGUACCUACUGCCUCUACUCCGACGGACAGUACCUACUGCCUCUACUCCGACGGACAGUACCUACUGCCUCUACUCCGACGGACAGUACCUACUGCCUCUACUCCGACGGACAGUACCUACUGCCUCUACUCCGACGGACAGUACCUACUGCCUCUACUCCGACGGACAGUACCUACUGCCUCUACUCCGACGGACAGUACCUACUGCCUCUACUCCGACGGACAGUACCUACUGCCUCUACUCCGACGGACAGUACCUACUGCCUCUACUCCGACGGACAGUAGCUACUGCCUCUACUCCGACGGACAGUAGCUACUGCCUCUACUCCGACGGACAGUAG